ACAAAAACGCUAGCUGCCUUAGUAGUGUUACGGUUGUCUGACUUGACUACAUGAGCUGCAGAGAGCUUCUCCCGUCACAAACGCUUCUGGACCAAAAUUAAGCUGCAAAUCGUGAUCCUCUCGAGGAUUUGGCCAAGCUAUUUGUCACGAGUUAGCUAAACACGGUUAUGGGAAAUUUCAUCGGCAACGUUACAAUAUUACCAUAAUAAGAGGCUACAAGUCUAUUUGCUGACAGCGGACAGUGCAGUCUAUCGCAGCAACAGAAAAAACAGGGAACUAAAGAUGAAACCAGAUGCCGAGUGGAUUGUUAUCACAGUCCUCUACGCUAUCACGAUGCUCGUAGCGUUUGCAGGGAAUAGUUUCCUCAUCUACAUCGUGUGGAAGAAACCUGAAGUCAGAUCACUGACAAGCUUUAUGUUCGUCAACAUGGCCAUCGCUGAUCUGCUGAUAACCUUGGUGGUGAUGCCCUGGUCGAUUUCUGCAAUAUAUACAGGUGGUUUGUGGAUGAUCCCAGGGGUAUUUGGAAAAGUCAUGUGCAAAGGUGUUGUAUACAUUGCCUAUGUCACUUUAACAGCAUCCAUCCUCUGCCUGACGUUCAUGGCGAUCAACAGGUACUAUACCAUCGUUCAUCCCCUCAGCCGCCAUCUUUGGUUUCGAAAGCCUAAACUAACCGUUCCAAUUAUUUGGAUCGGGUCACUGGUCUCCAUGUCCAUAUUCCUUGUUAUUCAAACCGUGGAGGACUACAAUAAUUCUUCCUAUUGUAUGCUAUCUGUUUACAUCUUGGGUGAUCCAGAUAGGGCUCUUCGAGGAAUUUACCUCCUCCUUUUCGUCGUCAACUAUCUCAUCCCCUUGGUCGUUAUGUCUUGCCUGUAUACCAUCACUGCAUGGAAUUUAUGGUUCAAUGUUGCACCUGGAGUGAAUACUUUGAGAGGAGAUCGAGCGCAACUCGAAACCUCCAAGAGAAGAGUGGUUCGGAUGCUCAUUAUUGUUACCUGUGCUUUUGCCCUUUGUUGGCUCCCACCACAAGUGGUCCACAUGAUGCAAAUCAUUCACGCAUCUAAGGCUUACCUACAUAUACAGCCGAUUGUCAGCUUUGUAUGUUUUUGGUUUGGACACGCUAACAGUGCCGUUAACCCAUGGCUGUACAUUUUUUUGAGCACCAAGAUACAUACGGCAUUUACCAGGAUCGUCAGUAGAAAAAGCAGGCGGUUGCCUUCAAGUCUCACCAUCAAAACAUCAGAUGACGUCUUACCAACUGAAGAUGAAGCAAUCCAGAUAGAAUCAAGAAUGUAAUCUCUCUUAUAACAUGAAACUUUUAUCACCAAUUUGGUAACUGUAAGAUAGAAAAUUACAGAUUUGCAAAUCAUGAUCUGAUUUGCGUAUUACAAAUUAGCUAAUGUAAUACAAAUACCUAUAUACGGUUUCAUUAAAGUUACUGUAGUAAUUUCAUGAGAAAUUGAUAAUGGCGACUAAUUUCUACAAGAACCGUUCUAUCAACUGGUAAGAAUAAAAAGGGGGAUCCGUUGCAGAGUGAAAUAUAGGAAGAAACAUACUGGCAUUGCUUCUUCGAUGUUUGAGGCAGUGUGGUGAGAGUGCUAAACUAGUGAUCUAGUGGUCACGGGUGAAAGCCCUCUACCUUAUUACUUGCUGGAUUUGUUCUCGUUUUUCCCUAGGGUCGAUUCCUUGACUCGCUUUGUAUACAGCCAACUGGUGUUCCUCCUACUGGUUGGGAUUUUUAAACUCUGAUCAUUUACAACGUCUGUAUCUCAGUUUGAUUGGAAAGGUCAUGAAAGCCCCAUGGGGGUAUUGGUCAAAAAGGAAACACUGACAUGUUUCUUCAGUGCUCCGGGUAACGUUAGUUAAGUGUAUUUGCAUACCGUUUUCGCGAUAAUAAUUUAACAAACUAUUUCAGUUUAUAAUUAGUUGUUGUGAAAGGAGAUUUUUAAUGGGAAUAUUACUUUUCCGAGGAUGGCAGCAACAAUAUAAUCUGUAAGUGUGUCCGCAAACCCUCGCUGAUGUACCUCUGGAACAAAGGCACAUUUGGUUUUUCUACUAUCACCUUGUUAUUGUUUCUUGCUGAAGUAGUCAUCAAGGCUUUUAGGUCUAAUUAAGUGUAAUCUUGUAGAGCUGAAUAUAGGUUUUAUGUCUCAUUUAGUUGUGCAUUUUAGAGCACCAAACACAUUAGCCAAUGGUAUCGGUUUAGUUAAUUUCUUUGCGAUACACAGAACGUCAUUGCCUUCUUAGUUCCCGCCGGAUUGCUAUGUUCUGAAAGCCGCUCUUGUAGAUUAAAUCGUUGAGUACUGAUAAGUAAACACAGGGAGAUUUUGGAUGCGACCUCCCUUUGAACAGGCCUCUAUAGAAAAAGAGAGUGUUGUGAAGUGCUAUUACGAUUCAAGGUUUUUUAAGGUUAGCACUCAAAGAUUGUGCCAGUCUUACCCCCUUACGAUAGGUUUCAUUGUUGUCUUUCUCCUCUGGUUGUCCAAUUACUGGAACUUGAAAUUUUGUCUCUAAACUAGUCGUGGUGAGUACUUUAUUUUUAGUUUUCUAAAUUUCACUCGUAAAAAAGUUUUAGCUGAUUAUUGUAUAGUCGUUGUGCGAGUCUUAUCAAGUUUAGAAGCCCGCAAGGUCGAACUUGUAAUUUUAACAUUAAAAAUAGUUUGUGCUGACUCUAUUUUUGAGGCUUGGGGUUAAACUCUGCAGACAGUUAGCACAUUACCCACAUGUUCACUAAUAAGGUACUUUGCAGCGUGCACUACAGUGAGUAAAGGAGAGAGAGAGUAAAGGGUUAGCUAUAGAAAAUGUAAUAAAGAAGAGGAGAACUAAGA
This is a messenger RNA of Pocillopora verrucosa, 2825 nucleotides long. Its product is annotated as G-protein coupled receptor 83-like. Lineage: Eukaryota; Metazoa; Cnidaria; Anthozoa; Scleractinia; Pocilloporidae. Gene Ontology annotation, cellular component: membrane. The record is from RefSeq and is a predicted model, not a curated record. Gene Ontology annotation, molecular function: G protein-coupled receptor activity. Gene Ontology annotation, biological process: G protein-coupled receptor signaling pathway.